AUGAGCCAGCAAGACAAACUCCACAGGCUCAAUUCACUAGCGCACAUCCCGCUCAUCAAGUCGCCCUUCCUGCGCGUCCCUUCAGCUGUGACGCUGCCGUAUGACUACGUGCAACUUCCGUCUCCUCAGUCGAUUGCAGCUCCCCCUCCGCUGCCGGACUUGGGCUUGCCAGGGCAGUCUGAGUUAGAGGUGCAGCAAGCUCGGUAUGCAGCAGCACGCAGCAAGGCAGAGGUAUGGCAGGAGCAGGUCGAGCAGCGUAGGUUGCAUCGUGCCCGCAGACUAGCGCCUGGGUUCCUGGAUACGGGCGUGACCCUCCUGACGCCGGUCAAGAGUGGUGCAGCGAGUGUGCCUGCUUCGGUGAAGACGCAGGAGGAUACACUGAAGGAGUACUUUGAGGGACUGCAGUUCUGAUCUGCUAUACCUCUGUACUCUGUACUCUGUACUCUGUACUCUGUACUACUACUACUACUACUACUACUACUCAUCUACUCGCUCCUUCCCCUGGUGCACGUGUGGUGCCGGGACUUUUAUACUUUCUGCCGAGGUGCAAAGAGAGCAAAACACAGCGACUGAGUGCCAGGCCAGAGACGGCGGGCUGCUGGGUGAUCGGGCCAUGGGAGGUAGAUAGAGAGCAUCAGACUGGCCCUGCUCCAUCUGCCUCC
This is a messenger RNA of Protomyces lactucae-debilis, 662 nucleotides long. RefSeq lists its product as uncharacterized. The transcript has 2 exons. The record is from RefSeq and is a predicted model, not a curated record. Lineage: Eukaryota; Fungi; Ascomycota; Taphrinomycetes; Taphrinales; Protomycetaceae. Bases 1 to 411 code for a protein of 136 amino acids.